Messenger RNA from Panicum virgatum (switchgrass), 1003 nucleotides. RefSeq lists its product as uncharacterized. NCBI's taxonomy places the organism in Eukaryota, Viridiplantae, Streptophyta, Magnoliopsida, Poales, Poaceae. The record is from RefSeq and is a predicted model, not a curated record. The coding region runs from base 322 to 657 and encodes 111 amino acids. The transcript has 8 exons.
CAAGAACCAUGGCCACGCCGGCGCGGCUACAGUGCUCACUACAUCCGCAACCACGGGCCCAUCCCACGGCUGCGCAGGGACGACGACGGCUGGGCGACCUGGACCGUCGAGGUGUCGGGCCUCGUCCAACGCCCCGCGCGGCUCGCCGUCUGGGACGUGCUCGCCAAGGAAGGCGCGACGUCUGCUUCGAGGGCGCCGAGAACCUCCCCGGCGGCCGGGGGUCCAAGUACGGCACCAGCGUCACACGUUGCAGUCUUGGUGCAUGUCCAAUCCACACUGCCCUUGACCUCGUUGGCGACUCUAGCACCACCAGCAGCUCACAUGGCGUCCACGCGAUUUAUGAGCGGCACGAAUUCGAAUGCUUGGAGCCGAGCCGCGCCGGGACCAUGUUUACGUACGUGCAGUGCACCGCCGCUACGUCCCGAUGGAAUGCGGGAAAGUGGUCGAAGGGAUGCAGGAGAAGGAGAUCUCCAAGAUGUGUGUUCAAGGCUUCUGCUGAGGCCGUCAGCUACUUUAAUUUGGCUGAGAUUGGAUGGGCCAGAUGGAGGGAUCGCUAAGAACGGAAGGGGGAAGUCAUUCCUGGCAAGUAGAUGGAUCCAUCAAGAAAUAAUGGUGGUAGAGCUCCUUUUAGUGACAUGUCAAGCGCCACUAAUCUAGGUUCUCAAAGCGUCUCCAAUUGGCGGUGAUCGAUGGACUCGGUUAAGGCGUGGGUGGCAGCCAACUAUGUGGAGGCCAUGACGUCGAUGCAGCAGUCGCUGCACGUCCCCUACGUGGUCUUCUCCUUCCGCGUUGCCUUCUUCCUCAACGGCAUCAAAGGCACGCACCCUCCUUGUGAAGUGCUGCCGCGUCUUGGUCUCGCCAUGUUUCGAUUUCAGAGCCUCCUGCCGUGCUUAGGGACGUGGCUGUUAUUCAUGCAUGCCUCAUAACUGACAACGUGGAGAUGGUUCAGGAUGGGACGUGGGGCAAGAUUUAGGGCAACUGCACGGUGGUUAGGGACUUCGCG